AUGGCUAGCAACGCGAUGAGGCAAACGCCAGCCAGACUCGUCACCCCCAGCCGCGAGGUAAAAGGACGCCUCCGGUCUCCGGGGUUGUCGCGCGCGUGCGACCCCGAGAAGAAUAGCCGGAGCGCCGGGCCACCGUCAGCCACGCGCCUAAAGCCCGGCGGUGGCCGGCACUCCGUCGGCCGUGAGCCAUCAGCGCCGUGUUUCCAGCGUGUGCGUGCAUGCAAGCUAAUCCAUCUCGACUCAAUCCGAAUGCCUUCUCACGGGAAGGAAGCACGUCUUAAAAAGCCACUACACAACGUUAUUGCCUCCCCUCAUUUGCCAAAAAUUUUCUUCUCUCCCAAUCGCGGAGAUUCUACCACGAACUACUACUGUAUGGUUCGCAGCAACGCCCCUCUAAAUGCAGACUGGCAUGUCCGUCUGCCAAUUACAUUAGCUAGUCGCCGAUUCGAGGCGCGACCAUGUGCUACUGCGUCGCGUCUGCCCCUCUACGGAGCAGCUCAGGCUAGGACAUGUACAAUAUGUAUGCAAGAGCGCGAUACGCCAGGGGCCCCAUUGGACUGGAAUCUCGGAUCAGGUCCCCAGGUAUUGCAAUACAUAAGCCAGAUUGUCCAAGAUACUGCUAUACUAGUUUCUUCUAGCAACAUCAAAGAUUUACAAGUGCUACAUGGUCAUACACCAACUGCAACACGCAAGGAUCAAGCCCCCAUUAGAUACAAAGAUGAACAUGGACGCGAAAAGGCCACGGUAUAA
Molecule: messenger RNA, 750 nt
Organism: Trichoderma asperellum CBS 433.97
Lineage: Eukaryota; Fungi; Ascomycota; Sordariomycetes; Hypocreales; Hypocreaceae
Source: RefSeq, a predicted model, not a curated record